This is a messenger RNA of Vombatus ursinus (common wombat), 4666 nucleotides long. RefSeq names its product homeodomain interacting protein kinase 2 (gene HIPK2). NCBI's taxonomy places the organism in Eukaryota, Metazoa, Chordata, Mammalia, Diprotodontia, Vombatidae. Gene Ontology annotation, cellular component: nucleus; cytoplasm; PML body. The record is from RefSeq and is a predicted model, not a curated record. Gene Ontology annotation, molecular function: transcription corepressor activity; protein tyrosine kinase activity; protein serine/threonine kinase activity. Gene Ontology annotation, biological process: intrinsic apoptotic signaling pathway in response to DNA damage by p53 class mediator; peptidyl-serine phosphorylation; smoothened signaling pathway. The coding region runs from base 1 to 3585 and encodes 1194 amino acids. The transcript has 14 exons.
AUGGCCUCACAUGUGCAAGUUUUCUCCCCUCACACCCUUCAAUCAAGUGCCUUCUGUAGUGUGAAGAAACUUAAAGUGGAACCAAGUUCCAACUGGGAUAUGACCGGGUACGGCACACACAGUAAAGUCUACAGCCAGAGCAAAAACAUACAGCCCUCACAACCAGCCACCACUACUGUCAGCACCUCUCUGCAAAUCCCCAACCCCAGCCUACCUUACGAGCAGACCAUCAUCUUUCCAGGAAGCACUGGGCACAUCGUAGUAACAUCUGCAAGUAGCACUUCUGUCUCUGGGCAAGCCCUUGGUGGACCACACAACCUGAUGCGUCGAAGCACUGUGAGUCUUCUUGACACCUACCAAAAAUGUGGACUCAAGCGUAAGAGUGAGGAGAUUGAAAACACAAGCAGCGUGCAGAUCAUUGAAGAACACCCACCCAUGAUUCAAAAUAAUGCAAGUGGGGCCACUGUAGCCACUGCCACCACAUCUACUGCCACCUCUAAAAAUAGUGGCUCCAACAGCGAAGGCGAUUAUCAGCUAGUCCAGCAUGAGGUUCUCUGCUCCAUGACUAACACAUAUGAGGUCUUAGAGUUCCUUGGUCGAGGGACAUUUGGACAAGUGGUCAAGUGCUGGAAACGUGGCACCAACGAAAUUGUCGCUAUCAAAAUCUUGAAGAACCACCCAUCUUAUGCCCGGCAGGGUCAGAUUGAAGUGAGCAUCCUGGCCCGGUUGAGUACUGAAAGUGCAGAUGACUACAACUUUGUCCGAGCUUAUGAGUGCUUCCAACAUAAAAACCAUACCUGCUUGGUCUUUGAAAUGUUAGAACAGAACCUCUAUGACUUCCUGAAGCAGAACAAGUUUAGUCCCUUGCCCCUCAAAUACAUCCGCCCUGUCCUCCAGCAGGUAGCCACAGCCCUGAUGAAAUUAAAGAGCUUGGGUCUUAUCCAUGCAGACCUCAAGCCAGAGAACAUUAUGCUGGUUGAUCCAUCCAGACAGCCGUAUAGGGUUAAGGUCAUCGAUUUCGGUUCAGCUAGCCAUGUGUCAAAGGCUGUGUGUUCUACCUACCUUCAGUCCAGAUAUUACAGAGCCCCUGAAAUUAUCCUUGGUUUACCUUUUUGUGAGGCAAUUGACAUGUGGUCCUUGGGCUGUGUCAUUGCAGAGCUAUUUUUGGGUUGGCCUUUAUACCCAGGAGCAUCAGAAUAUGAUCAGAUUCGAUAUAUUUCACAAACACAAGGUUUGCCAGCAGAAUAUUUAUUAAGUGCAGGAACAAAGACAACAAGGUUUUUCAACCGUGAUACAGACUCACCAUAUCCUUUGUGGAGGCUAAAGACACCAGAUGAUCAUGAGGCAGAGACAGGGAUUAAGUCGAAGGAAGCAAGGAAGUACAUUUUUAACUGUUUGGAUGACAUGGCACAGGUGAAUAUGACCACAGAUCUGGAAGGGAGUGACAUGUUAGUGGAAAAGGCUGACCGGCGAGAAUUCAUAGACCUGCUGAAGAAGAUGCUGACCAUUGAUGCAGAUAAGAGGGUCACACCGAUCGAAACCCUGAACCACCCCUUUGUUACCAUGACACACUUGCUUGAUUUUCCCCAUAGCACACAUGUCAAGUCUUGCUUCCAGAAUAUGGAGAUUUGCAAGCGCCGGGUGAAUAUGUAUGAUACAGUGAAUCAGAGUAAAACACCUUUCAUCACCCAUGUGGCCCCCAGCACAUCUACCAACCUAACCAUGACCUUUAACAACCAGCUGAACACUGUCCACAACCAGGCCACCAACCUGGCUCCCACCUCCACCAGUGCCACUAUUUCCUUAGCCAAUCCCGAAGUCUCCAUACUAAACUACCAAUCUACACUCUACCAGCCCUCAGCGGCAUCCAUGGCUGCAGUGGCCCAGCGGAGUAUGCCCCUGCAGACUGGAACAGCGCAGAUCUGUGCCCGGCCUGACCCCUUCCAGCAAGCCCUUAUCGUGUGUCCCCCAGGUUUUCAAGGGUUACAAGCCUCCCCUUCAAAGCAUGCUGGUUAUUCUGUGCGGAUGGAGAAUGCAGUUCCAAUUGUCACUCAGGCUCCAGAAGCUCAGCCUCUCCAGAUCCAACCAGGUCUACUUGCACAGCAGGCCUGGCCAAGUGGGACCCAGCAAAUUCUCCUUCCUCCAGCAUGGCAGCAGUUGACUGGAGUGGCCACACAUACCUCAGUGCAGCAUGCAACUGUAAUUCCUGAGACUAUGGCAGGGACCCAGCAGUUGGCAGACUGGAGGAACACGCAUGCUCACGGCAGCCACUACAACCCCAUCAUGCAGCAGCCGGCGCUCUUGACUGGCCACGUGACCCUGCCAGCGGCCCAGCCCUUAAACGUGGGCGUGGCCCACGUGAUGAGGCAGCAGCCGACCAGCACGACGUCCUCGCGGAAGAAUAAGCUGCACCAGGCCGCAGCCAGAAAUGUGUCAGCCUACGAGGUUUCCUCCUCCCAGACCAUCACUUCUCCUCAGCGAUCCAAACGAGUCAAAGAGAAUACACCUCCCCGUUGUGCAAUGGUACACAACAGCCCUGCCUGCAGCACCUCUGUCACAUGUGGGUGGGGCGACAUGGCUUCAAGCACCACCAAGGAACGCCAGAGGCAGACAAUUGUCAUACCUGACACUCCCAGCCCUACCGUCAGCGUCAUCACCAUCAGCAGUGACACAGAUGAGGAAGAAGAACAGAAGCAUGCCCCCACCAGCACUCUCUCCAAACAAAGAAAAAAUGUCAUCAGCUGUGUCACGGUUCAUGACUCUCCUUACUCUGAUUCCUCCAGCAACAACAGCCCCUACACCAUGCAGCAUCGAGCAGGCCACAGCAAUGCAAACAGCUAUGACCCCAAGGGGGCGCUGGAGAGCCACUGCAGCGGGAAUCCUCGAACUAUUAUUGUGCCACCCCUGAAAACCCAGGCCAGCGAAGUGUUGGUGGAGUGUGAGAGCCUAGUACCAGUCAACACCAGUCACCACUCAUCCUCCUACAAGUCCAAGUCCUCCAGCAUCGUGACCUCCACCAGUGGUCACUCUUCAGGGAACUCGUCUGGAGCCAUUGCCUAUAGACAGCCUCGGCCAGGACCACAUUUCCAGCAGCAGCAGCCUCUUAAUCUCAGCCAGGCCCAGCAGCACAUCGCACCGGAUCGUGCCGGCCCUCACCGGCGUCAGCAAGCCUACAUCACUCCUACGAUUGCUCAGGCUCCGUACUCCUUUCCGCACAACAGCCCCAGUCAUGGCACAGUCCACCCUCACCUGGCUGCCGCCGCUGCUGCCCACCUCCCUACCCAGCCACACCUCUACACCUACACAACCCCUGCUGCUCUGGGCUCCACUGGCACUGUAGCCCACCUCGUGGCCUCCCAGGGUUCUGCUCGUCACACCGUGCAGCACACUGCCUACCCAGCAAGCAUUGUUCACCAAGUCCCUGUCAGCGUGGGGCCUCGAGUCCUGCCCUCACCCACCAUCCACCCAAGUCAAUAUCAAGCUCAGUUUGCCCACCAGACCUACAUCAGCGCCUCUCCGGCCUCCACCGUCUACACUGGAUACCCAUUGAGCCCUGCCAAGGUCAACCAGUACCCUUACAUAUAAACACUGGAAUGGGGGAGGGAGGGGUAAAGAGAGGGAGGUUUGAUAGAAGGGAGGAGAAGAAAGGAGAAGGAGAGAGAAAGGGAGCACCUUGGAUUGAGGUGGGAGCAAGGCUGCUUUCUAUACAGAAGGAUGCAGCUCACAAACAAUGCGAAUGGGGCAGGAGAGUGGGGUGGGAAAGGUAAGGAAGUGAGAGCUAGGGGCUGUCAGUGAAACUUGAACAAGGAAGUGGAAGGAGAGGACAGAGGAAAGACAUUUUGAAAAAGGAAGGGACUAAGGAGGGGAAAUUAUUCUAUGCUUUUUAUUUUUAAAAAGAAAAAGGAAAAAACAAUAACAAAAAAAACAAACAAACAAACAACAGAAUCAUGUAUCCAUUCUGCACCAAACUGGAGAGGAGAAGAGAGCAGCAGGAAAGUCCCAGAAUUUGGGGCCCCAGUUUUUGAAGAACUUUACCUAUAGACUUUUGAAAGAUUAUUUUCAUAUGACAGCAAGUGACAUUUAAGAAGUUGCUGUCAGGGACACCUGAAACCGAAAUCCAAUAGGUUUUUAAUCAAUUGAACAUAAGAAAAAGGGAUUUUUCCAGAACUCUGAAGGGUCCACAGCCCUCCUGAGCAUCAGGCAGUGAUCCAAGGGCACCGAUAUGUAGUCAUUUUUCUGGGGAUGGAGAGAAGAGGGUGAGAGUGGGAGUGGGAGUGGGGCAAACCAGGCUCUUCAUUGUCUUGAAGUCAAAUUCACGCAUUCGUGUUUGACGUAAUCAGAGGAGGCCAGUGUGAUUGAAGAUCUCCUGGAGAGGGCCUCAUUUUCCCUUCUGAGCAUUCUGGAUCAAUCCCUAAGCAAUGUUAUUCCCAAAAUGUCAUUAAUAAUGUAUGUUGAAAUUCUGAGUUUUCUUCUCUGUUGGAGUUUUAUUUUCACUUUGAAUCCCUAGCCAUGUAGGAGGUAGCAGAAAUUUUAGCCCACCCUCUCCCUCCCUGCCUCCAUGUAGGAUGUAGCACUGUAGCCCUUUUUUUCUUACUUUGUGUUCAACUUCAGUGAUACCAAUAGAUUAUUCUUCAAUGUGAUUGCACAAAAAAGUGAUAUAACAUAA